GCACAAUAGCACUACUCCAAACAAGCUGUUUGCUCUCUCUCUCUGUCUCUCGCGAUCAUUUCCAGCAAAAUAUCUCCUUCCGGUUUCUAAACCAAUUUGUCUGCUCCUAAAAUGUCGAAUACUUUGCGAUUGUACUUGACGUGUAUAAGGAACACUCUCGAUGCCGCAAUGUGCCUUCAGAAUUUUCCUUGUCAAGAAGUUGAAAGGCAUAACAAGCCGGAAGUUGAGCUAAAGACCAGCUCAGAACUUCUGCUAAAUCCUGUUUUGAUAUGUCGAAAUGAGGCUGAAAAAUGCUUAAUUGAGACAUCUAUUAAUUCCCUUCGCAUAAGCCUCAAGGUAAAGCAGGCAGAUGAACUUGAAAAUAUACUAACUAAAAAAUUUCUUAGAUUUUUAUCGAUGAGGGCAGAAGCAUUCCAGGUAUUGAGGAGAAAGCCAGUGCAGGGUUAUGAUAUUAGUUUUCUUGUAACAAAUUACCAUUGUGAGGAGAUGCAGAAACACAAGCUCAUUGAUUUUAUUGUACAGUUCAUGGAGGAUAUUGAUAAAGAGAUAAGUGAAUUAAAGAUGUCAGUGAACACACGGGGGAGGCUGGUGGCCACAGAGUUUUUGAAACAAUUUAUGUAAUAUUUCUGUUCGUUACCAAGUUGUAUAUGAAUUUGCCUUUUACAGAUUCUGUUCGACCAUUUGCCAUUUUUUAUAUAUUUAUUUUGUAUCAGACGCCCCACCAUGUUUAAUGAACCACUAGUGUAAUGGCUGAAAGAUCAGCAUUCUCCUCCUGAUGAAGCCUUUCUUCAAAGACUCCUCGUUUCUGAAAUUCUUCAUAACUCGGUAGGUAGCUUUGGUUUGCAGAAAUGGAGGAAGUUUAUAGAUGAAAAGUAUGGUAUAUGCACAACUUUGGAAAUGAGUUAUUCUUCCAUAGCCCCUUAACUCAAGUAGCGUGGGAAGGGUGUGGUGAUGGUAGAGAUACUAGGUUUGAACUUUUGAAAUUUAUAA
Messenger RNA from Prunus mume (Japanese apricot), 990 nucleotides. Its product is annotated as actin-related protein 2/3 complex subunit 4. Gene Ontology annotation, biological process: actin filament polymerization; Arp2/3 complex-mediated actin nucleation. The record is from RefSeq and is a predicted model, not a curated record. Gene Ontology annotation, molecular function: actin filament binding. Gene Ontology annotation, cellular component: actin cytoskeleton; Arp2/3 protein complex. Lineage: Eukaryota; Viridiplantae; Streptophyta; Magnoliopsida; Rosales; Rosaceae.